UUCAUUCCACAUCCUCUCAAAGAUUCAUUACCUUAUAGAAAAAUGGCAUCUACAUCUGAAACACUAGGAAACAAGAUGGCUAUGGGAAUGGGAUCAUUAACUGCAGCUUCCCUGGCAAUGUUGCUUGCUUUUGCGAAUUUGGCAACGACUAUAGCAACAGUUGACCCCAUUGCAGCCACAGGGAAAGAACAUGUUAUUGAGCUAUACAUGCAUGACAUUCUAGGGGGCAGCAACCCGACGGCUCGACCUGUAACUGGCUUGCUGGGGAGCAUAUACAGUGGUCAAGUACCCUUUGCAAUGCCAGUAGGAUUCAACACCCAAGGGACUCCCAUCCCCAAUGCCAAUGGUGCUAACCCCACCGUCAAUGGAGUUUUUGGUACCCCUUUAGGUACUGGAUUGGCUGGUACUUCAUUUGCAUCAAACUCAGGUAAUAACAAUCAAAACAAUGCCCAGCUGCAGUUAGGACCUGAUGGACUGGGACUAGGCUUUGGUACAAUCACUGUUAUUGAUGACAUAUUGACCUCUCAACCUGAGUUGGGGUCCCAAAUAGUUGGGAAGGCUCAAGGGGUGUAUGUGGCAAGUUCAGCAGAUGGGACAAGACAGAUGAUGGCAUUUACAGCCCUCUUUGAAGGAGGGGAAUAUGGUGAUAGCUUGAACUUUUAUGGCUUGUACAGGAUAGGAAGCACCAUGUCACAAAUAUCUGUGAUGGGGGGCACAGGGAAGUUCAAGAAUGCAAGGGGGUUUGCUGAACUGAGAGCUCUUAUCCCACCAGGACAGAUUGCCACUGAUGGUGCAGAGACACUGCUGAGGAUCACUAUCUAUUUGAAAUACUGAAAGUUUAGUGUGGAAAUCUAAAAGCAAUUGGGUGCUGUUUGAUUAAGGAUGAGUAUGAGAUUGGUCUUGUAUAUUGUCAGUUUGAUACUUUGUUUGCAGAAUGCAUUUGAAAUCUUAAUUGUAAUCCCAAAAAACUUUAUGGUGAUUUUUUUUCUUUCUUUUUUUCCUAAAUGAUGAAUUCUGUCACUUGGAGGUUGAA
This is a messenger RNA of Glycine soja, 1033 nucleotides long. Its product is annotated as dirigent protein 16-like. The coding region runs from base 43 to 834 and encodes 263 amino acids. Lineage: Eukaryota; Viridiplantae; Streptophyta; Magnoliopsida; Fabales; Fabaceae. The transcript has a single exon. The record is from RefSeq and is a predicted model, not a curated record.